AUGGAGCCAUCUGGGCGGCUGCUGCUUUCGCCGUCUCGAGGGGCGGCUUCGCGCAAGAAAGCCGACGGUCAGAACACUCGCUUUGGUGUGCGUCUGAAGAUGGCGCAGGAAGUUCGCGAAUACGUGGAGAACUACUGCGACGGCGUAGUUCCGCAGGACGCGGAUGACUUCCAAAGAGUUCUAGACCACUACUGGGGCAGCAAGAUCCGUCCCGCCUGCAACAUUGCCACGGCUGGCAGGUCCUGGGCAGAGAUCGGAUGGCCAGGAAGCCAGAAUCAAUGCAAGCGGCGAGCGGCGAAGGACCUGAAAAGCCGCGGGGACGUCCUGAUCGCCCGAGGCCUGCCUGCCCUGGACGCCUUGCGCAUUGCGAGAUCCUUGAAAGAGUUCUCUCAAGCUGGCGCCGAGUUCGUGGAGGACAAGUCUCUGGAGUCGGAGAUCAAGACAGGCGACAUGGUUCAGAAAGUGAAGAAGACUGCGGCUGCCGAUCCUCUUGGAAACGCCGCGUCUGUGUUUGGCGGCUUCGCGUUCAGCAGCAGCUUAUUUGGAAGCCCUGCUGGCCUGGAAGAUGGCGAGGCCGGGAAGGUCACCAACAUCAACCACAGUCGUGGCCAGGUGCAUGUCGAAUCCAAACGUGGUGGCCGGUGGUAUGGGGAAGACGAAGUGGUCAAAGCGUUUUGCCUCGAGAUUGGGAUUGUGCUGCAGAUUGCAGAGCUAAGCUGUCGAGCCAGCUCCACCACUGCGCGAGUGUUCAAGACGCGACGUGUCAUGGCACUGCCGAAAUAUGCCCUCUACGCCUGGCGGCAGACGGCAGCGCAAGAAGCCGGCAGCUCAAUGCUCUCCUGGGGCAUUUGGCGACCGGGAUGCAUGAACGGCUCUCAACUUGUAGGCGACCUUCGCUUGUCGCUUGUGAAGGAUACAAUGCUCCUGGUCGUGCUCGAAGUUGCGAGCAUAUUUGCUUUCCUCCAGGUCGCCGUGCUGACCAACACGGUCUUUGUGGCUGUCCCACUAGGACUGCUUUUUGCCAAUGCUGCCAUCAGGGCCCGUCAGCUUGGCCAAAAGAUGUCAAGGCUUACAGAGCCGUUAGUUUUGUGCUGGCCGGCAUCCCAUUCAAGGCUGGGCUUCUGCCGAAGCCAGGCACCCGCCGGGAGGUUCGUUCUUUGUGGAGUUUUGCUCCAGGUGGCGUGCCUUGCCUGCUUUUGGCUGGAUAACAACGCAUGGCCGCUCUUCUCCCACCACGUCCAGAGGUACUGCCCCGAAUACUUGUUGCCUGAAAGAAGUGACUGUGGGAAUGGAACCUAUGCAGAGCUGUGUUUGCACAUGAGCGACAACACUGGCAUGAAAGGUCAGGUUGACACAAUCCAAAGUUUUAAGCGAACAGCGGGAGGAAGCUGCAGAGACCUUUGCGAUGGUGAUUGCGGUCCAACGGAGAAGACGACAAGAGCUGGAGGUGGGUACGAGGCAAUUCUUGUGAGGCGAUAUCAAUUGUCCUGUACAGGCUGCCAGGGACGAUGUUGUCGCUGCUUGGCUUGCCAGCUUUCAUCGACACUGCCACAAUGGCAGCGAGACAUCUGCAGCACGGGUGCUUUCAAUUACCGAUUGGCGACUGAUUUCAUAGCAAUCGCGCACAAUGAAGACCCAAAUUGGCACCUACUCCAGGAGCAGUGGGCAUCAUGGACAUCGUCGAACGCCUUGUCAGUCGUGCUGGCUCGAUGCGCACUAGCCCACACUGCCAGGUCAGACGGCUGGCCGGCUCCCGAGGGGCGCCUGGAAGGAUGGUUUGCGAUUGCCAGUUUGCUGCUGGUGUGCCCUGUCGUGGCGCUAGCCCUAAGAGUGGUUGUAAGCCUGGCGUUGCCAAAGCCAAGCGUUGGACAUCUUUGGACCGCUCCUUGUGACGAAGACAUGCUGCGCAGCUUGGAACAGGAAGCAGAGAAGGUCCGACAUGACAUCGCGAAGGGAACCUUCAAGGCUAGCAUGAAGCAAAAAGUUGAGCUGUACCGUGAAUUUGGCCUCUUCCUUGCAGACUACUUGUCGGACUAUUACACAUUGGUUGAACUGCUCCUGGCGCAACAAUGGCAAUUCGGAGUAGCCCAAGCGUUGAUCAUUGCGGUACCCAUGGCCUUCGAUUGCCUUAGAGGCAAAGUGCAGCUCGUCGAAGUUGUUGUUGCGUUUGCAUGCUCCCGGAAGAAGGGCAUUCCGACCAAUGAGCUGAUUUUAGCUUUGCGGAGCGAGAAGGGUGUGGAAGCACCCAUGUCCAUGUGCCUUACAUACCUUUGCCUUUUCCAGGCGACGAGCCUUAGCAGCUUCGCUUCCAGGCUAGCGUCGCUUCUCCUCAGCAUCAUCAACAUCAGCAAGUAUGUCUACACGACCUUCGAGUUGGGCCUCCUCGAAGUUAUCGAAGCUAGCCCGUCGCAGGAAGCCCUUGCUGAAACCAUCGGGGAUCCAAGCCAGCCCCGCCCUGUGUUGACAUCCCCCCCUCCAGACCUCCCUCGCGGCAUUAUGCCUCCUGUGAUUCCAGUCUCCCAAAUGGACAUGCCCAAAGCCGACCUUCCGCCGGGCAUCAUCUUCCCACGCCGAAAGAGCCGUGAGUCUUGCGUGGCACCACUUCCGCCCAUUACGGUCGAGGAUCAAAAGCUGGCCGAGAAGGAGUGA
This is a messenger RNA of Symbiodinium sp. CCMP2592, 2649 nucleotides long. Lineage: Eukaryota; Dinophyceae; Suessiales; Symbiodiniaceae. The record is from the annotation of a GenBank genome assembly.